AUGGAUGCAGCUUUAGGAGAAGCCUUGUCAGUUGUCAAGGGGUGUAAAAGUGGUGAUAGCCACUGGAAAAACUCGGCCGACUGUAAUAAAUAUUCUCAAGAUGGUAAAUUUGGAUGGAAAAGAUGGAAUUGUUUCGGAGUUCUCUCCGGGAGUUUUUGUACAGGUGUUGCUAUGCCCUGUCCUUUCAACACGUCUAGCAACAAUCUUAUCAGUAUAUAUUUUAUCAAGAGAAUGGGUUUGCAUGUCGUUGGCAGACAAGGUCUAGAAAUAUAUAGAAGGAAUUUGGAUAUAAAUAUUUGCAGAGAGGAUGUGAACGGCUAUCCCAUUAUUAUUGUGUAUCAGAUAAUGGCUAUUGGCGAUGGCGAAAAUGAUGUGGAGAUGCUGGAGUUGGCUUCUUUAGGCAUUGCGCUUAGUAAUGAAUCUGAAAAGGCUAAGGCUGUUGCGAAUGUAAUAGACAUAAGCAAUGAUGAAGAUGGAGUUGCCGAUGCAAUAUAUCGGUAUGCAUUCUAG
This is a messenger RNA of Striga asiatica, 510 nucleotides long. Lineage: Eukaryota; Viridiplantae; Streptophyta; Magnoliopsida; Lamiales; Orobanchaceae. The record is from the annotation of a GenBank genome assembly.